Messenger RNA from Prunus armeniaca (apricot), 300 nucleotides. The record is from the annotation of a GenBank genome assembly. NCBI's taxonomy places the organism in Eukaryota, Viridiplantae, Streptophyta, Magnoliopsida, Rosales, Rosaceae.
AUGACUAUGUCGUGGACCUUCCUUCCAUGGGAUCUACAUGAGUUCCACGAUGAUGAGUCAAUUUAUCAUGAUGAUAACUCAGGGUCAAUUUCUUUGGAAGUGGAAGGGACUAGUUUAGAACAGAUGACGGAAGCAAUUGAAGAGGAGCUGGAGCGACGAGUGCACAACGGUAAAUUGGGUAAACUGCAUAUUUGGGCUCUAAGCUCAGAAUUGGGCCCAUCACCCGUUGAUUCGAAGAGAAUGGUGUCACGAGUAAAACACAUUGCUUUUUGGGUCAUCCGAGAUCGUUUACUAGCCUGA